Molecule: messenger RNA, 1849 nt
Organism: Sceloporus undulatus (fence lizard)
Lineage: Eukaryota; Metazoa; Chordata; Lepidosauria; Squamata; Phrynosomatidae
Product: major prion protein-like
Exons: 3
Coding region: 592-1521 (309 amino acids)
Biological process (GO): protein homooligomerization
Cellular component (GO): membrane
Source: RefSeq, a predicted model, not a curated record
GUGGAGAAGGAGAAUGCAGAGGCAGAUCCAGGAGCUACAAAAAAUGGCGCUGAGAAAUCACAUACGACUUGCAUGCUGCCCACUCCGAUGGAUAUAGGUCACAGCUUAGCAAGACGUACAUAUGCCAAGGCAACCCAGAAUGCACAUAGUAGAUGGUUGGAAUGAGCUACUACUUACAAACAUGGGCUUGGCAGGCACAUGGUCAGACUCAAUGUAGGGGUUUUUAUAGAGCCACAUUUCUUCAGGCUGGAUAACUCGCUGGAAUGGAGGCAGCAGUUCUGUGAACCUACAGAAAGCACAAACCACCGACACAGAAAGCAGAGAUGCUGCCUGGCUGCUGAGGUUUCUGCUUUUUCUCCGACGUCUGGGCAUCACUCUUUGGAUCAUCUCACUUCCGAAAUCCAUUUAGCAGAAUGGUGGGCUGGUUUGCACGCUGCUCUUGAACAGUUUAUGCUGGUAAACAACUGGCCAUAUUAGGCAUUUUCUGAACAUGCCCCACCUCUCAUCACACUGCCAUGGACUUUUCAGAAGAUACAGAAGACAGCAUCUGAUAAGACUUGCCUUAAGCCUGUCCUGAUAACAAAUAUAACCAUGAAGGGAAAGUACUUGGUCAGCUGCUCAAUAGCAGUUAUCAUGAUUCUGCUGCUGGCUGAUGUCAUUGACUCCAAAGGAUCGAGUAGCAGAUCCGGUUCCAGCCAUUCUAAAUCUCGUUCUGGCAGUUCUAGGUCCCGUUCUAGCAGUUCCAGAACUCGUUCUCGCACUUCUGGCUCUCAUUCUAGCAGUACCGGAGAAAGAAGCCAUUUAACAUCUAGCAAAUCUGAAAGGAGCUCUGGCAGAUCUGUUCAGAAAUCUACCCAUCCUGUACAAAAGGCUUUCCCCUCAAAGCACCAUCCUCCUGUUGUCCCUCAAAAUCCUGGAUAUUCUUCAUUACAUCCUAAAAAUGGAGGAGGAAGCAGCUGGGACCAACCCAAUGAAAGGCCAUGGAAGUCAAAGCCACCCCAAACCAAAUUAAAGUAUGUGGCUGGAGCUGGUGCCGCAGGUGUUGCAGUAGGAGCUGUUGGUGGCUUCCUUGUAGGUCGAGAAAUGUCCAGGAUGAAUUUUCAUUUUAGGUACCCUGAGGAGGAACGGUGGUGGCUUGAAAACCGCAAUUCGUAUCCUGAUCGGGUUUAUUUUCCAAAUUACAACAAGCAACCGGUUCCAGAGGAAGUCUUUGUGAGAGACUGUGUGAAUGUGACGGUCAGAGAGUUCACUGAGCCCAACGGGAACCAAACAACCAAUGGCACAGAAAUCAAGGUUAUGACACAAGUGGUGCAUCAAAUGUGCACCGAGGAGUAUCGUGACAGCUUCUUGAGACAGGCAGGAGGAGGCAAUUUUGGGAAGAAAUCAGAGAUGACAAAAACAAGAGGAGCAGUUAUCCCCAUUUUUGAAGGGAGACCCAACAGUGGUUAUGGCAUGGCUGUGGCUCUGCAUGUCUCCUUUUUGAUGAUGCCCUUCUUUCUGAUAAGCCUUCAUUAUUAUUGAUCAUCCUGCUGAUCACGUAUUGCACACUACCUUGAGGAUCUAUGCUUCCAUAAGCCUCUGCUUUGUUAUUGAUCUUGUGAUACCACUUAAAAUAAUAGCUAUAUCUUGGAAGUAAACAUUAUAGGAGGCCACAAUAUGAGGAUGGGGUUUGGGCAAGAGACAGGAGAGAGGAAUAGAUGAAAACGUCUUGUGAGGGGGACCUUAGCAUAAAGAUCUCUUAUACACUCAGGUCCUCUGGAGGCAGGGUAACCAGAUGUCAUAAGUGCAAAAGAGGACAAGGCACCAAAAUGUAGGACAUUGAAUAAAAUGUAGGACAUUACAAAAUAGA